Sclerotinia trifoliorum is the source of this 2004-nucleotide messenger RNA. The record is from the annotation of a GenBank genome assembly. NCBI's taxonomy places the organism in Eukaryota, Fungi, Ascomycota, Leotiomycetes, Helotiales, Sclerotiniaceae.
AUUGAGAUUAUUUGUGGUUCUAGAUUAAUGCGGGUUUUCAAUGCCGUAGACAUUUUUGGAUAAUCUGGGGAUGAAUUAUCCAUAGCUUUCAAGCAUGAGAUGUACAGGCUCAAGCAAGAACUCACCGUCUUCGUCAAAAGCUCAGGCCAAGGCAAGAAAUUCGGAGAAACAGGUGCUCGUUGGCUCCCCCCUCCCCGCCGCCCCUGGCAAUACAAUAUGUGAAGGUUUGCAUGCCCACCUUAGUUCGCAGGUAGACAAUAUAUAAGUCGCGCCGGAUCCCAAGUGUAGAAGAAAGUGCCACGCUCUCAUUCAAACUACUCGGACAAUCAAAAUAACGGGAUCCUACCUCAACAUGCAUUUCCAAUUGAGCUCAAUUCUUACUGUGGCAUCUGCCGCAGUCGCAGUUGCAAACCCAGUCGGGUCAGACUCUUCAGAUGCUAUUGCUCGCAGAGGUCAUUCAAAGCAGCAAACAUCAACAAGACCAGUCGUGCAAUACUCUCCCAAGAACCCAUCCGUCGCUCCCCCUUACCCAGCAGCAAGAACCAAGACUUGCGUUGUGCCAAGCAAUGGCAAUGGAAAAGAUGACUCUUCAGCCAUUAUGAGUGCACUUCAUUCGUGCAACAAUGGUGGCCAUGUAGUUUUCAGCAAGGGUGUUACAUACUCAAUUGGCACAGCCAUGGACUGGACUUUCCUUCAGCACAUUGAUCUUGGUACGUCACUUUGUAGCAUCAACACAUCGAUGUACUUUUUUGCUAAUGGAUAUUGCAGACAUUCAGGGAGAACUUCUCUUUUCGAACGACACCACCUACUGGCAAGCCAAUUCCUUCCCAUUCGUCUUCCAAAACGCCACCUCAUUCUUCAAACUCGGAGGAGAGGACGUUUUCAUCUACGGAGGUGGAACUCUUAACGGAAACGGUCAAGUCUGGUAUGACCUUUAUGCCGAGAACAUUUACGCACUCAGACCAGUUCUCAUUGGAAUUGAUGGACUUAAAGACUCCAUCUUGACCGAUUUGGUUCUCCGUUACUCACCACAAUACUACAACUUCAUUGCAAACUCCAGCAAUGUUGUGUACAACAACAUCAACAUCUCAGGUGGAAGCUCGAGCAAAAACCCUGCAAAGAACACCGAUGGAUGGGAUACUUACCGAUCUGACAACAUCGUUAUCCAGAACUCUAACAUCAACAAUGGAGAUGGUAAAUACCCUUUCAUUCUGUAUUUGGAAAAUUUGCUUACCAGUUUCUAGAUUGUGUUUCUUUCAAGCCCAACAGUACUAACAUCUUGGUUCAAAAUCUUGCCUGCAAUGGCUCCCACGGAAUCUCUGUUGGAUCCCUCGGUCAAUAUGCUGGAGAAUUCGACAUCGUCGAAAACGUAUACGUUUACAAUGCCACAUUGACCAACGCCAGUGACGGUGCACGUAUUAAGGCUUGGCCUAACACCGCAUCAGCUCUCAGUGGUGAUCUCCAAGGUAAAUAUGUUCUCUUUUUUGAAUUCAAAGUCUAUAACUAACAAACCCAUAGGAGGCGGUGGUAGUGGCAGAGUCCAAAACAUUACCUACGACACAAUGCACGUCGAAAACGUCGAUUACGCCAUCGAGAUUGACCAAUGCUACGGUCAAAAGAACCUCACCCUCUGUCUCCAAUACCCAUCUGCUCUUACCAUCACCGACAUUGUCUUCAAGCACUUCACUGGUACCACCAGCUCAAAGUACAGCCCUGAGAUUGGUACAUUUGCUUGCUCUAGCUCUUCGGUUUGCAACAACAUUGUGGCAACCGACAUUAAUGUGAAGAGUCCAAAGGGAACAAAUGAGGCUUACUGUCUCAAUGUUAACAACGCAACUUUGGAUGUUACCUGCAACAACACUCCUAAGGGAUUUAACUAGGGGAGAGUGUUAACUUGCUAUGUAAGGGGAUGGUGUGUGAUGGAUUUUGUGUAGAGGGAUAUUGUGAUUUGAUGGUUGUUUUGUUGCUUGUAUAACUAGAAGAUGUGAUACGAAAUUUAAUGUU